Molecule: messenger RNA, 2384 nt
Organism: Temnothorax curvispinosus
Lineage: Eukaryota; Metazoa; Arthropoda; Insecta; Hymenoptera; Formicidae
Product: ubiquitin-like-conjugating enzyme ATG10
Exons: 5
Coding region: 656-1261 (201 amino acids)
Biological process (GO): macroautophagy; protein lipidation; protein modification by small protein conjugation
Cellular component (GO): intracellular anatomical structure
Molecular function (GO): Atg12 transferase activity
Source: RefSeq, a predicted model, not a curated record
GCGCGUCCUAUUGUCUUCGAUCACUCGUCGCCGACGUCGGCCGUCGCCGUCGUCCGUUCACUUCUCACCGUCGCUCACUUCACUCCGUAUACGCUCACUCGGCUGCCGUCGCCCCGACUCGCCACUGCGUACCGCGCAUCGCCCCCGGGAUCGUAUCGAGGACGAGGACCUCCGGUCGUCGUUGUCUUCGUCUUCGUCGUCGUUGCCGCCGCCGGACGCGGCUCUCGUCCUCGGCGAAACUCGCUUUGUCGCGCGCGCUCAGAUCGCAGGCGUCUCGCAACACGGGAACGGUGUAUCACUGCGGCCGCACGAUGUACAUAACGCAUACGUGCUCCGUGCGCGCGCACGUACCAUACACAUGCGCGCGGAGAUACGUAAACUUCACACACACACGCCGAGUAUACGCACGGCACGCACACGUACGCGUCACCCGUAACGCGCGCGCUUGACAGAGAGACGGGCACAGGGCACAGCGCGGGGGAGAGAUAGAACGACACGGUCGUCAGGCGCGAGGGCCGCGAGGGACGGAGCGAGAAGAGUGGGAGAGCGGGCUGAACUUACUGUCGUGUAAACACGAGCAAGUUCGGAAGUGUGACUCGUAGAUUUCGCACGCGCUGCACGACUACACGCAGAUGAGUCGGCGACUCGUGCACCAAUGGACGGCCCGGGCACGGUUACAUGGGAGGAAUUCCUCGAGAAUGCAGAGAAGUUUCUUGUUGUUUCAGCCAAGAUAUCGGAUGGAUGGGAGCUUCGUGGGGACAAGGAUAUUCCCGGAGAAGCUUAUCUAGUUAGGAGAGCCAAGUGCUUCGUACCGAACGACUCGGCUACGAAAAAGGACGGAUCGACCGGUGACGACGACGAUGCCGAGGAGUUCCACGUGAAAUUUCGAGAAGACCCGCACGAAGCCACCUCCACGAGCGAAACGCCUUUCAUCAUCGAGCAUCACAUUCUGUGGUCUGUUAGCUACAGCGUCCCGGUGCUCUUCUUCAAUGGAUGGAAAUCAGAUUUCCCCGGUAUUAACCCAGUGAGCGUAAAUGAGGCUCAAACGGUUCACGGUUCCAAAUUAAAUUACACGGAAUUAUCGCAGGCGAUUCAUCCUAUCGUCGGCACGCCAUUCCUACAAUUACAUCCGUGUCUAUCGCAGGGGUUGCUGCAGACCAUGUCGAAGAGCAAGAAUAAGCUCGUUAGUUGGCUGAGCUGCGUGGCAUCCGCGGCCCUAAAUCUCAAAAUACAUCCGGAAUAUUUCAAACUGACUCACUGAAGCCUAAGACGUUUCGAGCAUUCUAAGGGACAACGAACAUCCAAGAUCCUGUAAAUAUAUAUGUGCGAAUAUUAUCCUUUGUGUUUACUGAAAGAAAGAGAAAACAAGCCAUAUUUUACGUUCGUGACCCUAGAAUUAUCGUUCAAGUGAUCAGCGACUGGUCAUUCGAAGUCGCUUCCUGUAUAUGGGUAUCUAAGCAUAGCCGGAGAGAUCACCUCGGUAUGCGAGAAGAGCCCGGGUCUCAUCUCCGUUCGGGCAUACGCGAAUAAUUCCAGUCACGGAUAUUCGAUGGCGACGGCGAUUCGAGUGGAAUCCGUCCGCGGGCGUCGACAGCGGCAUAGCGGAUCUAGCAUUGACCCACGGCGGACCGAGUAAAUUGCUCGCAAUUGGGCGACGUUUCGCAUCCGCGCGCGAGGGGAAAGCGGGAGGGUAAAAGAGGUUGGAGCGUGGAAAAGAGAGCACGCAAUUAAUGCAACCGCGUGCGCGCGCGCGCGCGCGCGGCAAUUAGUCCGCAACAAGGACGCAUUUGCGUGCGGCCGGCCCCGGGAAUAUUCGUUCUCGACGAACGCGCAGUUUUCAUAUACGCGCGCGCGCAAAAGUACGUACAGUCGGCUGCGUUAACGAUAUCCGGGAUGCGAGGCGAUUAACACGCUUCUCGCUAAUUUUUCUUUCGCUCUUCGCGAACGAGAGACGGCAAUCGAUCUGAUUUAAUCGCGGUUAAUCACGUAAAGGAAGUACGAUUCUGAAGUAUCGUAAGGAAAAAUAAUGUAAGGGGAGAGAAAGAGAGAGAACGAGGAUAUAUUGUCGGGCACCGUUAACGCAGCCGAUUGUAAGCAACGCUCCUCGCGUCUCGCGCGACUCGCGCUCGCAUCCGCGCGUUCGCGUCGCACGCGCGUCAGCGAUUCUCAACCGAGCCACCGUCAGCCACCGCCGCCGCCGCGGCGGACGCUUGGCGAUUAAUAAUCCCGUUAGCCCCGUCCUCCCCCAUCGCCGAACACGGCCCGUGCGUGUGACGAGCGUCCGUAUCACGAAACACGUGCCGUUCUAAAUUACAAUAGCAAAUGUACGAUGUUAUUCAUGUCCGACCUCCAUUCGGAAUAUUCGGAUAGUUCUCGCGCAAAAA